UAAUCAUUUUCUCUGUGUGCUUUUCCAUAACUUGUAAUGUUAAAUGACUGCUGUUUGGAAUCAGAGUCCUUCGUUUGGUGAUUUUUGCGCAAUGAUAAACAGCAGCUGUAGAAGCAGGGCUGUGAAGGCGACAAGAUAAAAAAUACUCCAAAAGUGAGCCACUUCAGUCCUAUUUCUUGAGCAAGUUCGAAGCUCUUUGUAAAUAAAUAUAAGAUUCAGCUGUAGAUGUGAAUUUUCUUUUAAAUGAUCUUGCUUGUUAAUGUGGGUGCCAUAGUCCACGCUACAUUUAGUAAAACCUUAGAUUUCUCCACGACUCCGAUUUUUUUCUUUAAUUAACCAUGCAGACAGCACAUCAAUAUUGGGCCCAAUGCGCUGUUCAUACAAGUUUCACAUAUCGUUUCUACUGGUCAUAUUGGCGAUUUGUAGCAAAUCUUUCAUCGGUUUUCUGUCUACUUGAAAUGCAAGUUCGUUGGUAUCGUUUGCAAUUACUGUGACACAGAAAUGCACUGUCUGUUCACCUUCUGUUUGAAGUUAUAAUGUCUACCCACACAGUCUCAGGCUGUCACGGCACCGCACACGAUUCUGUGUGUGACCUGCGUUUGACCCCAGGCCACAGUGAAUGAGUAGUCAUGAUAUUGUCGUUGUACGUCCGGGAAAUUUCUUGUUUACAAGCUGACGAUAUUUCCAGUUAUGUUUGGGAAGUUUCUUGUAAGAUUAAGUCAUGCUAAAUUGUCUAUUUUAAGAAACGUACGUAAUGAGAAGGUGUUACAUGCGCCUUAGAAGAAGAGCAUAUUUUCCAGUCCUUGCGUGCAUAACAUUCCUUUGGCUUAGCAUUGUGACACGUUCUCUUAUAAACGUGGGUGUGUCGGUGCAGAGCUGUACUUUCCACGAGGGGCGUAUCAUCUGCUGCCGCUCUCCAGCCUUCCACCGACCGUCAGCGGCUCGUGUGGCCCACGCCAAGGGGCCGUGAUACGGUCAAGACAAGCCAAGAUCAAGUCGCAUCAAGCCCGAGCUUCCGCUUGGAUUCUUGUGAGGCCCGCUCAAGACCGAGACCUGCCGCUCACCACGGUCUAUCAAGACCAUGAUGGUCAGCCUGGAUGACCACCAUCUCCCGCUUUGGACCCAAGACCAGCCGCUGCGGCCGUACCAGGCUCCCAUCGCAACGCCCCUCGAGGGGCCCUCCGGACAUUUCAGUUGGAUACUGGUAUCCCUUUUAUUAUUUCAGCGCAUUUAUGAUUGUAAUUUGUCCUUUGUAAAUAGAAUACUUUUGUUGAGUUUUCUGUUUUUCGAAAGAUCAAUUUAAUUUUGAUUAGGUUAACCUUUGUCUCCGCAGUCCUUCCUUCGUGAGUUCUGUCUUUUGAAAUUCCUGUGUUGAGGUAAUCACUGUUCAUGCUAAAAGAUAUCUGACUUCGUGACAGAAGGAAUUUCUGGAAGAAUUCGAGACUCGAAAAAACGAGAAAAACAGAGAGUCUACUGUACGUGGGCUGUGAGAAGUCUCCGACUUGUUGACUUCUGCACCAUUUCAACCUGUGGAGCGACACUUGUAAGAAACGUUUGUCCAGGCCAAGUGAAGUGAAGAGCUGAAUUUUAUUCCGGAAGAGACAGCUUGUGAAUUGAAUCUAGUGUCAUUUUGUGGGAUCUCCAAAUUCCCGUAUUUACGACGGUCACCACGCCCUCACCGUUUUGUCUCGAUCCCGGUUAUUCUUAUUCGACGUGGUCUUCGUCCCCGUUGCAGCUCAUUUUUGCACCGUCAAGGACAGAACUGUUUUUCGCCAUCUGUGGAGCCCAGCAUUCUUCACUGUAGUGCUUGCCAAGCUCUCACCCUCCCAGACAGACAGUUAUGAGUGUUGCGUCGCACGUGAAGCUACAUGAAUUUUUGGGUCCAAUUCGGGCGGUGUCCACAGCCAACUAAAGCAAACUUCAUAAUAAAGGGAACCAUUCAACGUCAAACAUGACCAAAGGCCUUAUAUUGGUGCGAGUCAUUCUCGCCCUCUGCACUGUGGUGGGGCCGAGUGCCGCUCAAAUCCAACCAGAGGUCACGGUGGAAGGUGGCAAACUGAUCGGUACCACCGAGUUCUUUGAGGAGUCGGAGUUCUUGGAGAACAAGACCAUCGACGUGUUCAAGGGUAUACCGUUCGCCCAGCCACCCGUGGGGCCGCUGCGUUUCAAGCCCCCGGUGACCAAAGAGCCCUGGGACGGGACCUACAACGCCACCUACUUCAGAGAUUCUUGUGUUCAAGCUGGAGUGCUGAGCGAUUUACUGCCAAAUGUCAGUGAAGACUGCUUGUAUCUGAACAUCUAUGCGCCAAGACCAGCAGUCGAAGGAGGCGCUGCCGUCAUGGUAUGGAUACACGGGGGUGGGUUCGUCGUAGGGUCCUCCGCACAGUACUAUGUGCAGCCAAUGGUCGCCUUUGGGGACGUCAUAGUCGUCAGUAUCAACUACCGAUUGAACGUCUUUGGAUUUAUGACAACAGGUGACGAGGUGGUACCGGGCAACGCAGGACUUCUUGACCAAGUAUUUGCCCUUGAUUGGAUCAAGAGAAACAUAGCAGCCUUUGGUGGGGACAGCGAACGGAUUACCAUCUUCGGUGAGAGUGCCGGGUCGGCCAGCGUCAGCUUCCUGGUUCUGUCACAGAUGUCGCGGGGGCUAUUCCAACAAGCCAUAAUGCAGAGUGGCACUGCGUUUUCGCCGUGGGCGUAUACGGGCGGGAAACGAGACCGGCUCCGACGGCAGGCCUUUGAUAUGGGGAAAAGACUCGGCUGCAGUGCACCGGACAGUCCCACUCUGGUGGAAUGUCUGAGACAGCAGGACGCGGUGGAUGUUUUUAACGCAUCACAACAGGUAGGGACCGCCAAUCCCGUGCCUCCGGUGGUAGUUGAUGGGACCUUCCUGGACGACACGCCCGCCAACCUGUACGCCACCGGGCGGUACAACCACGCCCCAAUUCUCCUCGGGACGACCAGAGACGAGGCAACUGUUUUUGUGUCAAGUAACCCAGCUUUUGGUCCAGGGGCGCAGGAGGAACCGCCCUACCUGACGAAGGAGGAUUUCGAUCGAGCACUGUCCGCAGAAGUAGCCAAUUAUUUUUACGGUAACUCGGAGGCCUCCAAUGCCCUACUCAUGGAUGCUAUCAAACAACAGUACGUCGACUGGUCCCAGGCCGACAACCAAACCGCUAAUUACCUCAAAUCGUACGUAGAGUAUCUCACCGAUUCCGCCUUUGUCAGCGGAACCGACCAGGUGGCGCGCUACCACGCCCAAAGCGGCGACGACGUCUUCAUGUACCAGAUGACACGGGUAAAUGACUUCAUGUGGAUUCCAUCGUGGAUGGGGGCGACCCACACAGCAGACCUCUGGUACGUGUUUGGCACGCCAUUUUCGCCCCCCUUUCGGCCAUACAUGGAUAAGUACCGCGACGACGUGGCGCUUUCUGUCAAGUUCAUGGAAUUCUGGACCACUUUUGCAAAGACUGGAAACCCCAGCCUCGAUAGUCAGAGCUCACCGUCUGAUCCUGACAUGGGUUUCUGGCCCAAGUUUACUAUCCCCCAGUUGAACUACAAAGAGCUCGACUUGAACCUCACGAACAAGAGAGCCCUCAAGAGCCAAGAAUGCCACUUCUGGAACAUCUUUUCAGUCCAGAUCAGGACCAUGCUGGCUGACCAGGAUACUGUCGAACUGGAAUGGAAAGACGCUUUCUACCGUUGGAAGUACACGGACAUGGAAGACUGGAAGAUGCAGUUCACCAAAUACAAAGAGGAACUGUAAAACUCCUCCUGCCUGAUAAUUCCUAGUAUAGAACCCCCCUACACAAAUUUGCCGAAUGAAUUGCUGCAUUUUAGCAAGUACAUGGGGCGUGAGCUUUUCAAAUGGAUAUUACACAAAACAGUGGCUUAAUAUAACUGCAUGUACUAUCUUGAUUUACUGUUUACCUUGGGUAAAGCCGCAGAAAUGGAACGAGGUUAAUGCUGAGUCAAUUCAGCUGAGUGAAUAUCCGAAUAUUUGACCUUCCAUCGCUCAAAUAUUCAGUUUUAUCAAAUUCCCAGAAAAGCAGAUGAAACAAAUAUUUAAAAGUGACGUUUUGGCUGCACUAUGUUGGCAAGCAUUCAGCUGCCUUAUGUUUACUCAGACAUCAUGAAAUAUACUUCUAGAGUCCAACUUUGAAACCUAGUAGUUAGAUUUUCCCCAUUUUUAUUUCAUUGGUGUUCAUUUUUGAGUAUUCCAUUUAAAAAAAUAACAUUUGAAUAUCAACGAAGGAUCGAAUAUCCAAAUAUUCGAAUAAUUGACACAGCCCUGUUUGAAAUAUGCAAUACUUAAUGUGAUAUUAUUUUUAUUUUAUACAGCGUAGUAGAAAUGGUAACAGUUUUGUAAAAAACGAUAUAGAUAUGAAAUGUAAUCAGUGCUGAGGUUUUCGUCUAUAUUUCAUAAACAAAAAAAUCAAAUCGAUUUAAUUUUUAACGUGAGGCUUGAAAACACAUAACCAAUUCCUGCCCUUCUCUAAUAACCCCCCCCCCCACAAAAAACGCGGUUACGCGCUCUAAGACGUGCAUGGUGUUGCCGGAUCAUGAACCUGCAUACAAUCCUAUUACAAAACUUACAAUAUAAACAAAAAAAUCCAGUCAAAAAUCUAGUCAAGUUUGUAAGUACAUUGCGUUCUUAUCUCCUUAUUCUGUAUAAUUUUCAAACCUUUUAUCUUUCGAUACGUCUUUUUCAAUUCUUUUUGGCGUUGUACGGUAUUUCAUUUACCAGAAGUUCCCUCUUGGCUAAAUAUUUUCUCUCUUGCGCUGUUAUUAUUGUUAUAAAUAUGUCGAUUUUUGAUAAUGUAAUUAUUUUCUCAGUGUCCAUUUCUAUUACUUGUAAUCUUAAAUGACUGCUGUUUGGAAUCAGAAUCGUUCGUUGGGCUAUCGCGCGCGUUAACAGCAGCUGUAGAAGCAGGGCUGGGAUAGUGACAACAUAAAAAUACUUCAAAAGUGAGCCCCUUUCAGCCCUAUUUCUAGAGCAAGUUCGAAGCUGGUAGGUGCGAACUUUUAAAAAGAAAAUGACUUUGCUCGCACAGUGUGGACGUUGUAGUCCACGCUACAUCUAGUAAACCCUUCAGGCUUUUCCUCAUGCCUCCAAAUUUUCCUUUAGCCGUACAGACAGCAUCUAAUCAAUAUCGGGCCCAAUGCGCUGUUCACACAAGUUUCACAUAUCGUUUCUACCGUUCAUGUUGCCGAUUUGUAGCAAAUCCUCCAGUGGUUUUCUUUCUGACUUGACAUGCAAGCUCGCUGAUAUCGUCUGCAAUAGCGGUGGCACAGAAAUGCACUGUCUGUUCACCUUCUGUGAGAAGUUAGUUUGCACUAAUCGACCUCAGAUCGACCUCAGUGAUAAGCGAUUCUCUUCAUGUACUUGGCUUAUCUUUGGACCGCUCAAAGGACUUUGACAUGAAGACUACAUUAUCAUGACUGGUAACUGACUAGCUGAACUUGAAAUAACAAGACUUUCCUACAGGAGUAGUUGACCAAUCCUCGCGAAAAGAAGCAGUAAUUAGGUUGAAUUGUACAAUGAGUUGAACGCGUACACUCUUGUAUCAACGAGCAGGUUUGAUUUGCAACCCUUCUGAAUUAAUUACUUUUGUACCUUACGUGCGAAAACCAAUUAGAGCUUUCCAUACCAGUGAGUACAGAUCACUUGAUGAACUGUUGACGGACAACUGUAUGCACAUUUUCACAGCGACAAUAGUGCUAAUCACCUUUUAAAUUUUGUGAUCACAUACAAAAUAUAAUUACGUUAUAAGUAAACCAGUUAAUAAACCAAGGCAGGCAGAAGAAAGAAGAGAG
Acanthaster planci (crown-of-thorns starfish) is the source of this 5817-nucleotide messenger RNA. Its product is annotated as cholinesterase-like. Gene Ontology annotation, molecular function: acetylcholinesterase activity. The record is from RefSeq and is a predicted model, not a curated record. Gene Ontology annotation, biological process: acetylcholine catabolic process; choline metabolic process. Gene Ontology annotation, cellular component: plasma membrane. Lineage: Eukaryota; Metazoa; Echinodermata; Asteroidea; Valvatida; Acanthasteridae.